Choloepus didactylus (southern two-toed sloth) is the source of this 547-nucleotide messenger RNA. RefSeq names its product non-histone chromosomal protein HMG-17-like. Gene Ontology annotation, biological process: chromatin organization. The record is from RefSeq and is a predicted model, not a curated record. Bases 1 to 402 code for a protein of 133 amino acids. Gene Ontology annotation, molecular function: nucleosomal DNA binding. Gene Ontology annotation, cellular component: nucleus; chromatin. The transcript has 3 exons. Lineage: Eukaryota; Metazoa; Chordata; Mammalia; Pilosa; Megalonychidae.
AUGGCGAGAAGGCACAGUGAGAAGGAGGCAGAGGAGCCUCCAGAAGUGGACGGAGAUGGCAGACUGAACAAAGCCCACACACCACUGCAUCCCCGCCUCCGGUGCCUACAUACCACUGCCAUCACCAUCUUGCCCAAAAGAAAGGCUGAAGGGGAUGCCAAAGGAGGUAAAGCCAAGGCAAAAGAUGAGCCACAGAGAAGAUCUGCAAGGUUAUCUGCUAAACCUGCUCCUCCAAAGCCAGAACCCAAGUUUAAAAAGGCCCCUGCAAAGAAGGGACAGAAGAUACCCAAAGGGGAAAAGGGGAAAGCUGAUUCUGGCAAGGAUGGGAAUAACCCUGCACAACAUGGAGAUGCCAAAAUAGACCAGGCACAGAAAGCUGAAGGUGCUGGAGAUGCCAAGUGAAGUGUGUGCAUUUUUGAUAACUGUGUACUUCUGGUGACUGUACAGUUUGAAAUACUAUUUUUUAUCAAGUUUUAUAAAAAUGCAGAAUUUUGUUUUACUUUUUUUUCCAGCUAUGUUGUUAGCACACAGAACACUUCAUUGUUGU